CCCGUUCAUGCAACUUUUACUGCGUGCUGUUUAUCGGUUCCAGCCAAGCAGAUCUCGCCCGCUGCAGACGCUGCGAAGAUUUCAGCACUGGCGCUGUCCACUGCUCCUACAACUGACCUGACUGGACGGUCAACUUCAAACUUGUCUCUUCCCCAAUUACGCGCGUGCUGGUGGCCGAAAGGGGACUGGGCUACACCAACGAGACCCAACACUAGUGUGCGGUGCACCGUCACGACCAGACACAUACGCGCGCGCGCGCUACACACACCCUUCCCACUGCAAGCGGCGCCUUGCAAUGCCGGGCUGCAGCGCAUAAGGAAACGAGGAGAACCCGAGCGCCAAGUCCAGGAGUACUACUAGAAACCCAGCCGGUCUUAGUCCAGCCAUGGGCGUUCUGAUGUCCAAGAAGCAACAGGUGGAGAAGGUGCAGAAAUGCAGCGUGGUGGUCUCCGCCUUUCGAGAGGGCCUGAAGAACCAGUCCAGCUCUGUGCAGGCCCACAACGGUGCCGAAAACGCUGGAGACGAUGCUCCGGAGCAGCCGGACGCGGAGGAGUCCGGCCGUAAAGAGGAUGAGGGGAAACCAGGUCCGUCCUCGGCCCAGCCUGCCUCCGCCCCGCCUAGAGAGGAGAACAAGGCCAAUCAGGAGGCCUGGGGCCGCCUCCGCGAUGGAAAAGGGGUGGAGCCAGAGGAGUUAAAAAAGGCACAUCAGCUCACUCCCCCAGCGUUCGUGAGGCCGAAAAGGCAACCCAACGAUGACCAGCCUGUACUGAUAGAGCUCGGACAGAGAGAGCAGCCGGUCAAUGAUGAGAUGUGUGAGGUGUGUGAGGUAUGGACGGCGGAUGAUCUGUUCCCGUGCCGGACGUGUACGAGGGUGUUUCACGAUGGCUGCUUGCGAGAGAUUGGAUACCUGCGGGCAGACGCUUUGCAGGAGAUGCGGGAGUCAGCACACACAACUACAGGCUGGAGCUGCUACUACUGCGACAAUGUGAACCUGCUUCUGACUGAAGAAGAAAUGUACAGCCUGAUGGAAACAUUCAAGCAAUGCAAAAUCAUUCCAGAAUCCUGCCUCGUCUCAGAUGAGCUCCUCCAGUAUAGGCACUUUGUGUCGAAGCAGCUGUUUGAGAAGGAUCUGACGGAUGAGCAGGAGGAGGAGGUUCUGGCCCAGUUCGCUGCCCUUGACCCGGAGAAGAAGGGUCAAAUAGAGUGGUCAGACUUCCUGUAUCAUGAGUCCCUGUCAGUACUGCAGAAAUUUCGAACAGAGAACUCGCUGGUGCGUCUGCUAACGGCUAAAGAGCGUGACAGAGCGCGGGCCAUCUUCCAGAGCCUGGACCAGGAUAAAGACGGGGUCAUCACAGGUGGAGAGAGCCGACGGGCCCAGGCCUCCUGGUUCCACAAAAUCAGCAAAGAGUCUCAGUCCUGCAAUGUCAGACUCAUGGGAUUGUGUUCCCCUAUAGUGAAUAUGGGUAUCAGCCACGUCGGCCCAAUAUCAGAGAGCAGCCCAGCCAGCUCCAGUAGUGACAAGAGCAGAGACAAAGCCAUGGAGAAAUACGACAACAGGCCGGUGACGUGGGACGCGUUUCUGCGUGAGAGCGCCAUCUACAUCCUGGCUGCUCGGCCCAACAGCUCCGCCAUGCACAUUCGCCUGCCACUGUAACCACGGCUAAUGCACCCUGGAGCACACACACAGCAGCGAGGGUCACACAGCGGCGAAGAGGCGUGGGAUAAGCCCCGGCACGGCAAGAGGACUGGACUAAACGACUAAACAAGACACAACACUCAGAGACUGUAUAAGCCAUCGACGCACCUUUUCUCAGACCACUCUGUCAAACUGCAUACUGUUUUUCGCUCUUACUUCAAAACUUCAGCACGCCAGUGGCCACAUGGGAAAAAAAAAAACUGAGAUUUUAGGAUUUUUGUGAGAUGUAUUAUCUGCAAACAUGUAACACUUCUGAUCAUGGCUCUGUGGUUGGUCCAGUGGGGAAAGAAAUAGCUAUUUCUGUAUGUAAAGCUGUAAGGAGCACUGCAAUCUACUGCAUAGGAACAAUAGCAGACCCAUAGUAUUGUACUGUCAGCCUUUAAUUUUACAGUGUUAGUCACUCGUGAUCAGAGCACAUGUGGGGACCACCACAAACCCCAGUUACUAAGGCCAUAAAUUUGUGGAUAGCACAGGGACUAAACAAGGAAUGAAAGCUAUCUGCAUAUAAGAUAUAGACAUAUAAAUAUGAAUAUACACAGUAUAUAUUAAUAUGUAUUAUAUAUGUGUAUUUAUUCCUGAACCUUCCAGAUGACCUGCUGUUUUUUCAAAAUGGUUUUAGAUGUUGUU
This is a messenger RNA of Colossoma macropomum (tambaqui), 2323 nucleotides long. RefSeq names its product PHD finger protein 24 (gene phf24). NCBI's taxonomy places the organism in Eukaryota, Metazoa, Chordata, Actinopteri, Characiformes, Serrasalmidae. The transcript is spliced from 9 exons. The record is from RefSeq and is a predicted model, not a curated record. Gene Ontology annotation, molecular function: calcium ion binding. Bases 386 to 1654 code for a protein of 422 amino acids.